Messenger RNA from Melanotaenia boesemani (Boeseman's rainbowfish), 3377 nucleotides. It is a transcript of the gene capn10, whose product is annotated as calpain 10. The record is from RefSeq and is a predicted model, not a curated record. The transcript has 13 exons. Gene Ontology annotation, cellular component: cytoplasm. The coding region runs from base 369 to 2366 and encodes 665 amino acids. Lineage: Eukaryota; Metazoa; Chordata; Actinopteri; Atheriniformes; Melanotaeniidae. Gene Ontology annotation, molecular function: calcium-dependent cysteine-type endopeptidase activity. Gene Ontology annotation, biological process: proteolysis.
CGGCAGUGCCAAACACCACAGGAAGGAUUCUCUGUAUGAAUGACCUGCUAGUUGUCCAGGCGGAAGACGCUUUGCGUCCUCUGUUUUCUCUGCAAUAUGGCGUGUCUAGAUGGGGUGUGACUGCGACUCAUAGCGAAAUGUGCCAUGCUGAUAAAAGGUCGCUGCGGUUAUAGAUCUGAAACCAUGAUAGCAAGAUGCUAGUGUACCGGUUAGCGCAGGGCUAACUAGCGCUAGCUGAAGCUAACUGUGUUAGCUGGGUUGUUUUGAAUAAUGACAGCAGCGGAGGGGAGAGAUGCUUGAAAGAGAUGCAAGUGAGAAAUACAGUGAGGAUGGUCCCAGCUGGCUGAUCUGCUGACCCAGCUGGAGACAUGAAAGAGGAGGGCAAGGCUGAGGGAUCAGGUGCAGCUCUGUUUGAGGACCUGGACUUUCCCUGUGAAGAAACAUCCCUGUUCUCUGACUGCUCCACGCCCAUCACCAGGCUGAAGGGAAACGUCACGUGGGAACGCCCGCAGGACAUCUGCCAGUCGCCAGCUCUCUUCCCUACCAACAUCAGCUUGGCUCAUGCAAAGCAAGGUCUGCUAGGAGACUGCUGGUUUCUGUGUGCGUGCACCUUUCUGAUCAAGAACCAACAGCUUUUAAACAAGGUGCUGCCUCCAGGUCAGCCCCAGUGGGGUGACAGCAGGUACAGGGGCUCCUUUCAGUUUCACUUCUGGCAGCAGGGACACUGGACAGAAGUGACCAUUGACGACCGCCUGCCCUGUAUUAAUUCUGCUCUCUGCUUCUCACGCUGCCACUCCCCCUCUGCCUUUUGGGUAGCCUUGUUGGAAAAGGCCUAUGCCAAGUUCCAUGGUUCCUAUGAGCAGCUAUGGGCGGGGCAAGUGUCUGAGGCCCUGGUGGAUUUGACUGGUGGUUUAGCAGAGCACUGGAGCCUGGGGGACUUGGGCUCAGAGGAGGGACAGCAAACAGAGCAGGACAGUGGUCAGAUGAGGAGAAAAAAGCUAGACCUGAACCUUCUGUAUGCUGUGAAGGAUGACUGUGCACUGAGCUGCUCCACUCACAGUACCCCUGGAGGUGUCAGUGAAGUGGGUCAGUACCACGCAUUGAUUGUGAUGGAGUGGUUGGACGUGAAGAAGGUGUCAGGAAGUGAAGUGAGGCUGCUCAGGAUCAGAAACCCCUGGGGACGAUGCUGUUGGGGAGGAGAUUGGAUAUGGAGUGGUGCUGGUUGGAGUUCUGUUGACCCUGUUUGCACCUCAGACCUACAAUCCAGAUUAGCUGAGGGUGAAUUCUGGCUGGACGAGGCUGAGUUUCUGUCCCAUUUUGAUGACAUCACAGUGGGCUAUCCCAUCACUGAAGAGGGACACUUGAGGAGCAUUUAUACUGGAAAUCUCCUGACACACCAUCAUCAGCUGGCUGCUCGGUGGGUGAAGGGGCACUCUGCUGGCGGUAGUCGAAACAGCAGCAGCUACAGUAGCAACCCUAAGUUUUGGCUGAAAGUUUGUGAGAGAGGAGAGGUACUAGUGUCUCUGCUGCAGCGUCGCAAACAGACAAAUGCAGAGAAAUACGCACAAAUGCCACAUGACAACAGCAAGAAUAUAAAGCACCAGCACUACCAAGCCAUUGCUCUACACAUGUGGAAGGUGGAGAAGAAGCGUUUCAAUCUGAGCCGGAUGUUAAAUAAACCUCCUUGUGCUUCUACGCACUGCCAUGCCUAUGAGAGAGAGGUGGUCCUUCACAGGCAGCUGGAGCCUGGACACUACCUUGUCAUUCCCAGCACCUACCAGCCAGGAGCUGAGGCCCGCUUUCUCAUCAGGGUCUUUUCCUCCUCUUCCACAGCCCUCAGUGCCCUGAAAAGCUCAGCACCUUCACUGCCACUGACAACAGAUGGCGAAUGGGAGACCAGUUACUUCCGGGGCUCGUGGGUGGAGGGAAGCACGGCCGGAGGAAGCAGGAACUUCCUGUCUCACUGGCAGAAUCCCUGCUUCCCUUUUACACUGAAUGAUGAACCAGCAUUGACAUCCGCAGUGAAUGUCAAGAUUGCUCUGCACCAGAGCCGGCCUGAGACUGAUCUGCAUCCUAUUGGCUUCCACAUUUAUAAGGUACCAGAGGGGGGAUCUAUACAGGCCAUAAUGAAGAAAGAGGACCCUGUGGCCAGUUGCAUCCCCCACUGUUACACACAGGACGUCAGUUUGGACUGCUCUCUUCCUCCUGGUUUUUACACCAUAGUGCCGUCCACUUAUCAGCCAGACUGCUCAGCAAACUUCACUAUCAGCCUGGCUCGCAGAAUACACAGGAAAGUGGUGAAAAGUCAUGAAAGGCUUGGGAGAUCCAUUCAGGAGGUUUCUCACAUCUCUGUGAUGCAAAACUAGUUCUCUGUGACUGUUGCUGCUCCACUGACGUCAGCUCACCUCCCUGUGCCUCUUGGCCCACGAUGAAACAACCAGUUCCACCAUCCACCCUCACUACAGAGGCCAUGACUGUGUUUGUGUGUGCAUAAAUGUACCAUGAGUGGCUGAAAAAGGCAGGGAGAAAAACCGCUGAGGCUCUUGGUUUCUGUACCGCUACACACUCAACGUCGAUUAGAACAUCAGAAGUUAUCGGUGGGCUGGGCUGCUAAUGAAGUAUGAUGGGCCUGGCUGGUGUAAACAAACAGCCUCCACUGAAGAAGACCGCCGCUGCUCUUGCUCAUUCACUCACUGGUGCGCCUGCCGGCCCAGAACAAAGAGUCCUCUCAUGAAGGUUCUCACAGAGGCUGGGGGAGCAAGGGGAUGAGGGGAUGGUCUGCAUCAGCAGAGCCAACCAAACAAAACCACACCACACCAUGCCAUACCAUCCCAGAGAUUUCCACCCAUCCCUCAUCUCAUACACUAUCCUUCAUAUCUACUUUGCAUUGUUUCAAAAGACAAACUCAGGUCCCACACAGUCCCUUAUUCACACAUCCGCUUACGGUGUUGCCAGCCACUAAUGUCGGGGUCAACCAAAGGAAGCCACUCAGUUUGCAACUCCAUCCUCACCCUCAACCUCCCUCUUUGUCUCCCAGACUUUGUCAACAGCUCUGCUUGGACCUGAACAGAGCCACUGUUUGAAGUUCCCGCAGGAAGAGAUGACGGGCAAGGGGAUGAAACGAGGAAAGCGGCACAUCUGAAGAAGCCAGAUCAAAUGAAGCCGCUGUGCUUCUUUGUUUUGAAGCUGCACAUGUGCGGUGGUGUGUGUCUGCCAGCUCAUACCAAUAUCUGUGUAAUGAAGUUCCUGGGUUUUUGAUCACUUACCAGAGCCAGAGUUACCAGACUUGUGAAAAGCUCAGACUAACUGAUCAGUGGUACUGUCCUGUUUAUUUAUUAUGUUUGGAAAUAAUAAAAUCUGAUCAAUAAAAUCUUAAA